AUGGACCAACUCUCCUUCGCCGCCAGCGGUACGGAAAUGCAGUACCUGCAUCCGGGUCGCCUUAGCGACCAGAGCUCAAGGACAGCCAUAUCCACUGACCAGGGCCGCUCCAAGUCCGAGCAACUGCUUCAAGCCAUCCUUGACGCACUGAAGGACAACAAGGCGUCGCAUGCUGGUAUCGCGCCUGCCAAGACAGAUACCAAGGACUUUGUCCCUUCUCCUUCUCCUCCUAAAGUGCACCAACCUGUCAUUCCCCAGUCCAACCCCUCUCGACCUUAUCUACCUCGAGGGACUUCAACCACGAGCUCUGGUUCCUCACACUCGACAUCAGGCUGCGGCGACGAGCAGUUUUACCAGCAACUCUUCACGGCCGUGGUGGCCUUCGCCGCGUUCGGCGGGUCCAUCACCUUUCAAUGCAUCUUCCAGACCAUGCCCGACACGACGGAGAACAAACACAUCACGCCCAAGCGAGCUCGAACAUUCAUCGCGAUCAGUUGGCUGCUCUUCACGAUGGACCUGAGUCUCAGCAGUAUCGUGCUCGCGGCCUUGUAUGUGUGCAAGACGAGGUCGGCAAGAGAGGGAGAGCAUACGCGGACCUGGCACAAACCACUUCAUCGUGCUAUGAACCUUAUCGCAGCACUGGUUCUACCUCUGGGGUCUGUUGCCGCGUUGAUAUUUGCGGCGCUUGCCGUUUCCGUCCUCUCUCUGGCAGUGGGCGAGACGGCGCUGGUAUCGGUCGCGGUGUUGGGCGGCUCUAUUGUUCUGUGGUGGUUCAGUUUCUGUAUAAGGUACUGCUACAGACAGAGAAAAGGCCACAGCCCGGCAUGA
Messenger RNA from Cladophialophora yegresii CBS 114405, 828 nucleotides. RefSeq lists its product as uncharacterized. The record is from RefSeq and is a predicted model, not a curated record. The transcript has a single exon. The coding region runs from base 1 to 828 and encodes 275 amino acids. NCBI's taxonomy places the organism in Eukaryota, Fungi, Ascomycota, Eurotiomycetes, Chaetothyriales, Herpotrichiellaceae.